Penicillium pulvis is the source of this 834-nucleotide messenger RNA. RefSeq lists its product as uncharacterized. Lineage: Eukaryota; Fungi; Ascomycota; Eurotiomycetes; Eurotiales; Aspergillaceae. The transcript has a single exon. Bases 1 to 834 code for a protein of 277 amino acids. The record is from RefSeq and is a predicted model, not a curated record.
AUGAAGUACAGUUUCGCUCUCAUGGGCCUCGCGGGCUGCGCCCUCGCACUCCCCGCUCCCCAGGGUGAGUUCCAGCCAUCUGGACCUCCUCCCCCUGGCCUUACUCCCACCGGCCCUGCUCCCACUGGCCCUGCUCCCACUGGCCCUGCUCCCUCCGAUGCCUUCGGUGGCUUCGAGAAGCGUCAGUUCGGUGGCCCUGCUCCUUCCGGUCCUCCUCCCUCGGGCACUCCUAGUGGUUUCCCCGGCCCUAUGCCCACUGGCCCUGCUCCCUCCGAGGGACUCGGAGGUCUCGACAAGCGUCAGUUCGCCGGCUUCCCCUCUUCUUUCAGUCUUCCUUUCCCCGAGCCCACUGGUGGCUUCGGUGGCCUAGGUGGUUUCAAGAAGCGCCAGUUUGGUGGCCCUGCUCCUCCCGGCCCCCCUCCAUCGGGCACCCCUAGUGGUUUCCCCGGUCCGAUGCCCACCAGUGGCCUUCCCACAGUGAGCGUUCCUUUCCCCGAGCCCUCCGGUGGCUUCGGCGGCUUUGAGAAGCGCCAGUUCGGCGGCCCUGCUCCUUCCGGCCCUCCUCCCUCGGGUACUCCUAGUGGUUUCCCCGGCCCUAUGCCCACUGGCCCUGCUCCCUCCGAGGGAUUCGGAGGUCUCGACAAGCGCCAGUUCGGCGGCUUCCCCUCGUCUUUCAGCCUUCCUUUCCCCGAGCCCACUGGUGGCCUCGGUGGCUUUGAGAAGCGUCAGUUCGGUGGUGCUCCUCCCCCUCCUCCCUCUGGCUCUGCUCCUUCCGGUCCUGCUCCCACCGGACCUAUGGCCACUCCCAGUGGACCCAUCCCUACUCCUUUCUAA